UCUGAACAGGAUUUCAGCAAAAAUAGACUUUUAAAAAAGUAAAUGUACAAAGAAAGUAUGUGCCUCUAACGAAUACUUAAUUUCCAUGCUUUACUCAGACAUUCAAAUGAGCAUGCAAUUGAGAAGUCAGGUUUAAUGCUGCACCCAUUCACAUGCAAAUACUAAACUACUAAAACAACAACCAUCCCUGCCGUCCAAUAGCCUACAAGCCGGAGCUCUGCCAGUUCAGGCCACCCCUUGCUUUUCUUGUUAAUGAUUAAAUAAUUGUGAAACAUGUGAUUUUCUGUCCCCGUCUUCACUAAACAAGGAAAUGACGAGGUGGAGAUGUGGAGCUCCGACCUAAAUGGGCUAACGGUUGAAUGUGAAUGAACUAAGACAUUUUCCCCUCCAUGGCACCAGUAGCCUAGCCUUGGGGCUGUUUUCAUUCACUGUAGGUUUUAGACACAUGGAGGAGGACUUGGCUUGGGACAUAAAUUCAGGUCAGGCGUUGCUAGCUCAAGUGAAAUAUAAAACAGGAGGCAGGCAGCAGGUGAAGCGUGAACCACAGGCGGGCUGUGAUAACGCCUAGCCAUCGGGAAGCCCUACUGCUCCCACUUGGCCGCUAUUAAGUCAGUGCUCAAAUUUCCAGCAGACGCAAAGAGGAGCAGCACUUCUCACUUUCACUUCAUGGCUCAGCGCUCGGCUCAUCCUCUCGUCCCCGUCGCACUGCUGGUGUUUGGACUUGUUGCAAUCCUGCUCCUGACUAUCCCCACUGAGGAUGUCCAGGAGGCGCCGGGGUUCAUGUAUGGGAUUGUCUUGGAUGCUGGAUCUUCACACACAGCUUUGUAUAUUUACAAGUGGCCAGCGGACAAGCAAAAUGGCACUGGUGUGGUCACCCAGCACAGUGAAUGUGAUGUUAAGGGCAGAGGAAUCUCUAGCUAUGCAGGGCAACAAGGAGCAGCAGGGCGGAGCUUAGAGGCAUGUCUGGACCAGGCAGUGAAGGACAUCCCAACAGAAAGGCACAAGCUCACGCCUGUGUACCUGGGAGCCACAGCUGGCAUGAGGCUUCUGCAAAUGUCCAGCCCAGAGCAGACGGAUCAGAUUCUGCAGGAAGUGGGACACAAAAUCCAGUCCUACCCUUUCAGCUACAAGGGGGCGGCCAUACUAAGCGGUCAAGAUGAGGGGGCAUACGGCUGGGUCACAGUCAACUACCUCUUGGAGAACUUCAUAAAGUAUGGUUUCGUGGGGCACUGGUUCAGCCCUGGCAGGCCCACAGUGGGAGCUCUUGAUUGCGGCGGGGCGUCUACCCAGAUAACAUUUGCAACUCAGGAGAAAGUAGAGGACAAAAAUGACAUGAUAAAGCUGCGUCUUUAUGGCCAGGAGUACUCUCUGUACACACACAGCUUCCUGUGCUAUGGACAGGACCAGGUCCUCAAGAGACUGCUGGCUCAUAUAGUGAAGUCUCAGGGUUACUCUGAGUCAGUCACUCACCCCUGCUAUCCUGCAGGCUACAACACAACUUUAAAGUUGAACAGUAUAUUCAACUCUCCGUGUACAUCAAAGUACAAACCCAGCUCCUACAACUCCCAGGCCUUUCUGACAGUACAAGGAGGCGGACAUUAUGAACACUGUGUGGGCAACGUGUCUGAGAUUUUCUCCUUCGACAGCUGCCCCUUCUCCAAAUGCUCCUUUGACAAAGUCUUCCAGCCAAAUGUCACCGGUAGCUUCAUGGCGUUCUCUGCAUUCUUCUACAUUCACUCCUUCCUGCAGCGGAUCACCGGCAUCAGUGUGCAUACUCCUUCACAACUGCAGGAGGCAGCUGCAACUGUGUGCAGGAUGACAUUCGAACAAAUGCUGUUUCUUGCUCCAGAGGAAAAGUCUCGUCUGCAGGACUACUGUGCUUCCUCGGUGUUCAUUAAGAUUCUCAUGUUGAAAGGAUACGGCUUCGAUGAGCAGUCGUUCGCACGUAUUUCCUUCCAGAAGAAGGCAGGGGACACUUCGGUGGGUUGGGCUCUUGGCUAUAUGCUGAGUUUGAGCAAUUUGCUGCCAGCAGAGAGUGUGGGGAUGAGGAAGGCCCUGACCCCGGGAGCAUGGGGAACGCUCAUCUUUCUCUUUGUCCUCUUGGUGGUGGCAGUCCUUGUCUUCAUCUUACUCCGAGCUCGUGAUAGGAAGUCGAAAGGAGGCGGUGAAAGCACCAUCUAGAUACCGCAACAACAUACAGGCCUGUCAGAAAACAGAAAGACACUCAUAAUGUUGUUUUUUUGUGUGUUGGCUCUGUAAUUCUGCACACUUGACCUGAAGUUACCGUAUGAGGUUAGAGAAUGGAAUUUGUGCUUUAUUUAAGGGUGUUCGCAUUAGCGAUAGACCAAUUAUUCGGUCAGCCGAUUAAUCAGCAAAACUGGCAUUUUGAGAUAAUUGGCAUCGGCCGAUACCUGCACUCAUAAGCCCGAUGUAUCAUCCUGAAAGACCUCAAAUCUAAUCUAAAACCACUGGCUAACGUUAAUUGUUGUAUUGACGAGAAUAAGGCAGUUGAAUGACUUCACUUCUUACAAACUGUACCCCACUCUCCCAGUCACAUUCUGAAAUCUACAGCAUAAUCCAUGUAUUUUUAUAUUUCGUGAAUUAAUACAAACUCCAUCUGAAACAACACAUUACUGGCUAAGAUAACCUGUGGAAUAGAUUGUACUCUGCAUGGAUUAAUGGAAUUAUACAUGACUUUUCUUUGUUUUGAUAUCUGCAUUAUAUAUCAGCCAUCGUCCGUCCUACUCUCUAAAUAUCGGCUUUGGGCUGUUGAAAAACCCAUCAGUCGACCACUAGUUCAAUUUUUAAUGGAUGUGUAAACAUUGUAGAAAUAGUUUCUCUUUUUAUACAGAGCCCCAUAAUGUUGGGUUAACAGCAGGACAAUGAUUCUUAACAUGGAGACUGAUUCACUGCGAAGGGUUUGACUACUAUUGCAUAAUUAGAAUUUAUUGGACUUUAUUAGGAGUGAUAUUAACUUGUCCAGUUACUAAAACUAUAGGAAUGUGUAUAAAAACAACUGCAAGUUCAUCUGAUGUGGAUGCAAACACCCUCAAAUUGAGCAGAAAGUCAGGACUUCAUAAUCUUUUUCUAAAUAACAUUUUCUAAUGUGCUGGAAUACAGAGCCAACAAAAUGAAAAUUGUGUCACUGACCAAACUGACCUGUAGGUUUAAGAACAUAGUACUCCCCCAGUGGCAUUGGCACUAUGGGGGGAAGUCUGAAUGUAAUUUUUAUUCAUGAAAAGUCAAACCAAUUUUAGGUUGUAUGGAAUAUAAGAAUUUCCAGCUUUUUGUUUUUGUAAAGGUGAGUGUAGUCGAUAGCACUAUCACAGUAACUUGAGGCACAGUAUGGAAAUAACUAGUUUAAUAUGUGAGGAAUCACUAUUUUUAAAGUUUUUGUAUUUCAGGGGCAGUUUUUAUUCACAUUUUUUGUCUGCUUAAAUUUAAAUAAUCAUAGAGACAACAUACAAACAUGGUGAACAGCGGGUGUUUGCUUAUUAUACACAUUUCUUGACAGAAAACCUCUCUAGGAAACGCUGUUUGGGUCAGUUUCUUUAAAAAAAUCAUUCAAAGUCAUUUAUAAAAACCUUGUAUCACAUGGAGGUUAUGAACUAAUUUCAGCAGACUUGAAUCAUUGCUCAUGCUCUCUGUGUGUCAGUGUACACAAAAACCAAUCACGGGGUCUUUCAACUGAGAUUUAACAGUCAAACUUGUGCUUUUACAGAACAAGUAACACUUAUUUAUGUAAUGAAAUCUAAUACAUUGUCCCUGCAGCAAAUAAUCUGUUUAAAGUAGUGAUCAGUUUUAGUUGACAUUGUGUCAUCUGUUUAUUCAGCUCAAUGGUCAUUUUUUAAUGUAUUGCAUUGUAUCAUAUUGUAAGACCAUGAACAUUUUUAUUAUUAUUACAAGUAUUCAAGGCCUUCUGUAUUUAAUUGGAUUACAUAUUACAUGUAUUGCUUUCAUUAUGCAUUUACAGGCCUGAGGUGAAACAUGAAAGCAACCUAACACUCCAAAAGUGAUUUGCAUGAAAACCUUGUCAACAAAUGUGAAUAAUUUUCCAUUCAAAGGCUCAUCAGUGGUCUUAACCAUUAUCAUUUUCUGCAUUUCAAGAAGUUUAUGCUGCAACAUGAAGACAUUCCGAUAUGUACCAGGCAUGCUGGCAUAAAAAGGCAAAGGCAACUCUUGAUAUGUAGCUCUGUGCUAACAUCUGAGCCAGCUUUGAGAUCCAUUAUAACUCCUUCAUGUUGAAAUCAUAUGUAUAUUGUUGCAUCUUACUGUAUUGUUGUGGUAUAACAUGUCAUUGUUCAAUCCUAGUGAAAGUUGAUGUUGGUUUCAUCUCAUUUAAUAUGUUAGAUGUGUAUGACAAUAGAUAAAGCAAAUUUUAUAGUAUAUCAACAUUUUUACUAGAAUGUCACCAUGAAUUUUGAAUUAUAAGGACGUUACAUUCCUCUCUAUGUGGUCACAUUGGUUUUACCCCAGAUAACAAUAAUAAAUAUUUUGUCUUUGUAAAGAGGAGUCUAUUGGAUCCUUCAAUUCAGUAAAUCUGCUCUGGACUACAACUACCAGAAUGCUUUGAUUUACUGACGUAUAGGGGUCCUUCUGAU
This is a messenger RNA of Micropterus salmoides (largemouth bass), 4601 nucleotides long. RefSeq names its product ectonucleoside triphosphate diphosphohydrolase 2-like. Gene Ontology annotation, biological process: nucleoside diphosphate catabolic process. Gene Ontology annotation, molecular function: GDP phosphatase activity; UDP phosphatase activity. The coding region runs from base 667 to 2181 and encodes 504 amino acids. The transcript is spliced from 9 exons. Gene Ontology annotation, cellular component: plasma membrane. Lineage: Eukaryota; Metazoa; Chordata; Actinopteri; Centrarchiformes; Centrarchidae. The record is from RefSeq and is a predicted model, not a curated record.